AUGACACCCUUCAGUCCCCUGUCAGAUCGUGUCCAGGAGCGCAGCACUCAUCAUGUGCCUCACAAUGGAGUUCAACCACCAUCUCUGUUGGUGAAGGGCAUGAAAGUACUAGGUCCGUCGUCUUCUGAGGAGAUCGAUACCAGUCUCAGUGACGAUGACGAUGAUGAUGACAUUAUUGGACUACUCGGAGAUUCCACCCAGAGAGUUCGACGCGCUGGGCCUGACGCUAGUGUUCUAACGAGCGGCGAUUUAGCUCGGCUCGCAAAGAUAAGAGCUUCUAAUUGCUCGCAUGAGAGCCGGAGUGAUUCAAUGAUAGUGCUCAAGAAGCGACUCCACGGAUUACCUACCAGGAAUGUCGAUGAUAUAUUCUCCAGCAAGAAAAAUAAGAAGUAUGAUCUGGGAACUCUGAAGAAAGGUGAUUCGAUGGUCUUGGCAAAAAAACGAGUUCCCAAAUGCAUUCACGGCGACAUCGGUAAUACCCAAUGGCCAUAG
Molecule: messenger RNA, 492 nt
Organism: Cylindrotheca closterium
Lineage: Eukaryota; Bacillariophyta; Bacillariophyceae; Bacillariales; Bacillariaceae
Source: the annotation of a GenBank genome assembly